CAUCCCCACACGCCCACACAUAUAUAAGCAGACUUUGAGUUAAGGGUGGUAUAUCUCUCUCUGUGACUGUGACAUUGUUCGCCGGCGGGCUUCUUCUUCUUUCCGGCAGAGCGAUGGACUCUUUUCCUGCGGGCGCCGUCACUCUCAUUCUCUCUCUCUUGCUCAUCCUCCUUUCCGCCUCCACUGAGGCCCACAACAUCACCCGGAUCCUGGCCAAGCACCCCCAGCUCUCCACCUUCAACCACUACCUAACCGUCACCCACCUCGCUGCCGAGAUUAACCGCCGCCAGACCAUCACAGUCUGCGCCGUCGACAACGCCGCCAUGUCUGACCUCCUCUCAAAAAGCUACUCCCUCUCCACCAUCAAGAACAUCCUCUCCCUCCACGUCUUCGCCGACUACUUCGGCUCCAAGAAGCUCCACCAGAUCACCAAGGGCUCCACCCUCACCGCCACCAUGUUCCAGGCCACCGGCGAGGCCUCCGGAAACUCCGGCUACGUCAACAUCACCGAUCUCAAGGCCGGCAAGGUGGGUUUCGGCGCGGUCGACAACGACGGCCAACUCACCUCCACCUACGUCAAAUCCGUCGAGGAAAUGCCGUACAACAUCUCGGUGAUCCAAAUCAGCCAUGUGCUUACCUCCCCGCAGGCUGAAGCUCCGACGGCGGCGCCGGGCCAGCUCAACCUGACGACUCUGAUGGCGAAGCAGGGGUGCAAGGAAUUUGGAGACUUGUUGAAGGGGUCGGAGGCGAUGGACACCUUCAACGAGAACCUGGACGGAGGGUUGACGGUGUUCUGUCCCAGCGGCGAUGCUCUGAAGUCGUUCAUGCCCAAGUAUAAGAACUUGACGGCCGCCGGAAAGACGUCUGUAUUGUUGUACCACGGGGUUCCGGCUUAUCAGUCUAUGCAGACCCUGAAAUCGAGCAAUGGAUUGAUGAACACGCUUGCGACGGACGGAGCGAACAAGUUCGAUUUCACAGUGCAGGUCGACGGGGAAGACGUGGCAUUGAAGACGAAGGUGGUUACGGCGUCGGUGACCGGAACGUUGGUCGACGAAGAGCCGCUGAUUAUAUAUAAGAUUGACAAGGUGUUGUUGCCCCGAGAGCUGUUUAAACCGGCGGCGCCGGCGCCGGCUCCCAAGGCGGAGAAGGACUCGGAAGACGCGCCUGCCCCGGACGACUCCGGCAACGCAACGGCGGACGAAACUGCCAGUGACAACGGCUCGGUUGGAUUAUACGGCGGGUGGUUAACGGCGGCUUUGAGCUUGUGCUUGGGAGUGUCGGUGGUGGUUUGAGGUUUGAUUUGGACAGCGUGUUCACCGGUGGUAGCAUGGGGUUUCCGUGCUAUCGUCUUGAAAUAAUCAUUGAUAUUCCACAGAUAAAAGCCACAAUUUUUUUUUUUAAAUUUUCAGAUUGAUUUUUUUUUUAGUUAUUUCAUUAUUAUCUUGUUUUUUAAUUUCCCUUGUAAUUAUUUGUCAUUUUGUAAUAAAUAUAUAAUGCACAUGUUUUGUAUCUUCCCAAACAAAGAAUAGUACUUUUU
Diospyros lotus (date-plum) is the source of this 1537-nucleotide messenger RNA. Its product is annotated as fasciclin-like arabinogalactan protein 2. The record is from RefSeq and is a predicted model, not a curated record. Bases 114 to 1292 code for a protein of 392 amino acids. The transcript is spliced from 2 exons. Gene Ontology annotation, cellular component: plasma membrane. NCBI's taxonomy places the organism in Eukaryota, Viridiplantae, Streptophyta, Magnoliopsida, Ericales, Ebenaceae.